AUGCGUUGUAUUUUGAGUUUAAAAAAAAAGAAAAAGAAAAAGAAAAGCAGAGGAUUGGGAAGGUUUCUUAAGCAACAAAGAGCUAGGAUUUACAUUAUGAGGAGAUGUGUUGUCAUGCUCCUCUGCUCUCAUGACUAAAUCUCUCUCUCUCUCUCUCUCUCUCUCUCUCUCCUCUCUCUCUCUCUCUUCAAUUGAAUUUGUAAAUAGCAAAUAUAAUUGUUAGGUUAGAUUAGAUUAGGGUGUUAGGGAUGAUUUACUUUCUGUUUGUAUGAUAGCAUUUUUCGCAAUCUAUCACUUUUGAUAGCAUUUUUUGAAGCGCUAUAAAAUGCGAUAUUUUGUUGUAACAUGAGCUAUCUAUUUCCAUACGUGGAAGAGAUUUUAAUUGAAGUUAUAUCAGCAGCUGUUGUUGUUCUUGUAUUUUUA
Messenger RNA from Camellia sinensis, 423 nucleotides. NCBI's taxonomy places the organism in Eukaryota, Viridiplantae, Streptophyta, Magnoliopsida, Ericales, Theaceae. The record is from RefSeq and is a predicted model, not a curated record.